Lodderomyces theae is the source of this 1386-nucleotide messenger RNA. RefSeq names its product Prb1p (gene PRB1). Gene Ontology annotation, biological process: proteolysis. Lineage: Eukaryota; Fungi; Ascomycota; Pichiomycetes; Serinales; Debaryomycetaceae. The record is from RefSeq and is a predicted model, not a curated record. Gene Ontology annotation, molecular function: serine-type endopeptidase activity. The transcript has a single exon. Bases 1 to 1386 code for a protein of 461 amino acids.
AUGCAACCCACGUUAGUAGUUGCUUUGCUUUCGUUUAUUGCGACAUUUGCUUGCGGGUUCAUUUUCCCAGACUUCAACCUUAUCUUGGAAGGUGUCAACCGAUUCUUGCCAGCAAAGUUACUUCAAAGUGUGCCAGCAGAGCCCACUUUUGAGGAGUACAAAGCUAACUUGAUCAAUUUAAACAAACUAGUUCCUCAUCAUUACGUUGUUCUUUUCAAGGAGGACUUGUCACAAAGUCAAGUAGAGCAAUAUUCGCAAUGGUUACAAUUGGAGUACAGCAACAUGUUGAGCAUUGUUGACCGUGCUCCAAGGGAGGUGCAAAUGUUGAAGAAGCUUGAAUUUUUUAACAUUGAGGGAGUGUUUAGCGGCUUCGCGGGGUUCUUUACAACAGAUGUUAUUGAAAAGAUCAAAAAGGAUCCCCAUGUGAAGCUAGUUGAACAGGAUGCCAUUUUCAAGAUCAACGAGUUUGAUAUUCAAAAAGAUGCCCCAUGGGGUAUCUCCAGGGUCAGUCAUCGCGAAGGUGGGGAGGAGAGGAAGUACUUUUACGACAAUGACGGUGGUAAGGGUGUCACUGCUUAUGUGAUUGAUACGGGUAUUAAAGUGGAGCACGAAGAGUUUGAAGGUCGUGCUCAAUGGGGUGAUGCCAUUGCUUUUCCAAAGGUUAGGAUUGAUGGACAUGGACAUGGAACUCAUUGUGCUGGUAUUAUCGGGGCAAAGACUUACGGAAUCGCCAAAAAAGUUGAUUUGGUCGCUGUUGGGGUGAUGAAUUUGUUAGGAUCAGGUACAACAUCUGACAUCAUCAAGGGUGUUGAGUAUGUCGUGCAAAGUCAUCAAGACGCUGUUAAGAAGGGUAAAAAGGGCUUCAAGGGUUCAGUGGUGAACAUGUCCAUCGGUGGUGGAAUUUCCGAGGCCUUAGAUUUGGCCGUCAAUGCCGCUAUCAAAGCUGGGUUGCAUGUUGCUGUUGCUGCCGGAAACGAUGAUGCAGAUGCUUGUCAGUAUUCGCCUGCUAGAGCAGUUGGUCCAAUCACUGUUGGUGCGUCAAAUAUAGGUGAUGCAAAAGCCUCGUUUUCAAACUGGGGUCUGUGUGUUGACGUGUUUGCGCCAGGAGAAGCGAUUGAGAGUACUUUCAUUUGGUCUGAUUCGGCUGAAAUGUCAGGAACCUCUAUGGCCAGUCCUCAUAUCGCUGGAUUGUUGAGUUACUUUUUGUCGUUGCAACCAGAACAAAGCUCAGAGUAUUUCACCGGAUUGAUUGAGCCAGCCGAUUUAAAGAGAAAAUUGAUUAAAUACGGUACAAAGGGGGUUUUGACAGGGUUGGACUCCACAACCCCAAAUAUUUUGGCAUACAAUGGAGCAGGUGGCAAUUUGACAGAUUUCUGGAGUAUUUAG